AUGGUGGACGGGGAUUCCAAUAAAUGUACAAUAGACACUGUACAAGUAGCUUUAAGAAUCAGGCCUUUAAUGGAACAAGAGAUUGAAAGAGGCUGCGUUGAAUGCAUUGAAAUGAUAAAUGGAACCCCACAAGUUACUAUUAAAGAUUUAGCAUUUACAUAUAAUUUUGUUUUUCCACAACAUAUAACACAACAAGAAUUCUAUGACACAUCAGUUAAGGGUUUAAUUGGAAAGUUAUUUCAAGGUUACAAUGUUACAAUUCUUGCUUAUGGGCAAACUGGAUCAGGGAAGACAUAUACAAUGGGGACCAAUUAUUCUGGAUCAUUUGGGGACUCAACAAAAUUAGGUGUUAUUCCUCAGGCUGUUGCUGAUAUAUUUGAUUUUAUAGAAACACAUGAAGACCAAUUUAUAUUUAAAGUAUCUGUAUCAUUUAUGGAAUUAUAUCAAGAGCAAUGCUUUGAUUUACUGUCUGGGAAAGAGAGAGGUCACAGUAUUAUUGAGAUUCGAGAAGAUGUUAAUAAGGGUGUGAUCUUGCCAGGUAUAACAGAAGUGCCAGUCUCAUCAACGGCUGAAACAAUGUUGGCGCUAGAGAGAGGUUCAUCGGGCCGUGUGACAGGUUCCACUGCUAUGAACCAGGCUUCCAGUCGAAGUCAUGCUGUAUUCACUAUUACCAUCUUAAAGGAGAGUCGAAGCGAUAAAAACCUUGCAACAUCGUCUAAGUUCCACUUAGUCGACUUGGCUGGUUCCGAGCGCAUAAAGAAGACGAAGGCUAGUGGGGAGCGACUUAAGGAAGGAGUCAAAAUUAACCAGGGCUUAUUGGCUCUUGGUAAUGUGAUCUCUGCAUUGGGGGAUGGCACCAAUAGGAGUUUUAUUAGCUACAGAGACAGCAAGCUUACGCGGCUUCUACAGGACAGUCUUGGCGGUAAUUCCCUAACCUUAAUGGUAGCGUGUGUGAGUCCAGCGGACUUUAAUUUGGAUGAGACGGUUUCUACGCUGAGGUACGCUGACCGCGCAAGGCGUAUACGCAACAAGCCCGUUAUUAACCAGGACGCUAAGGCCGCUGAGAUUGUUCGCCUUAACAAUUUAGUAAACGACCUCAGACUGCAACUCCUUGGUAAACUCCCAUCACUAAGUGAACAAAACAAUGAACAAUUACAAGAAGAGUUGGAAAGAGAGAGAGCCAAAUACCAAGAGUUGUUGAAAAAGAACAAACAAAUUACAGAACAUUUGGGGAACAUUCUCAUUGAAAACACGAAUUUAUGCGAAAAGGCCCUUUUGGCUGAAGCGGCGAAGGACAAAAUUGAAAGAAAGUUAAACGAACUAACGGAACAAUGCAAUCAGACUAUAGAAAAUCUGACGAUGGAGAAAGAAGAAGAUGACUUACAGAAGACAAGUGUAAUGGACUACUUGAAGGAGAUUAAGACGCGAUUAGAAGAUAUGCAGACUUUGAAUAAACAGACCAACGAAGAAAUGAUCGAUCAUGAUAUUAAAUUGUCGUAUAUAAAGGAAAGUGGCGAUAAUAGUGUUGAAGAAGUGAUGACAGAAGAUCAGGCCGCGAUUGAGGAGGAGAAGCGGGCUAUGGGACAGGUGGCGUUGAAUCAAGAAUUGCAAGAGUUAAAUCGAGCUAUGGCCUUUAAAGCAAGUUUGGUGCAAACAAUUCUUAAAAGUAACCAGGAUAUGUUAAAAAGUCAUGACAAUCUCCGAGAGAAUGAGGACAAAAUCACUAAAUUGGAGAAGGAAAAAGAUGAGUUAUUGCAACAGUUGAAGAAUACUAGGACCAAGGAUCCAUCCCAUGACGAGACCCGCAAGCAAGUGUUGAUGUUGGAAUCAGAGAUCACCGAGCUGAAGAAGAAAUGCCAGCAUCAAGCCAACGUCAUCAAGACGACGCAGAAGAACGAAGCCAAGAUCAAGUCUUUGAAUACGGAACUACAAGCCAUGAAGGCUGCUAAGGUGCAAAUAAUUCGUAAAAUGCGUGAAGAAAGCGAGAAGUUCCGCAAAUGGAAGGCAGACAACGAACGGGCGAUGUUACGCCUUAAGACGGAAGAUCGCAAACGGGUUACUGCGAUGGCCAAGAUGGAGUCUCUACACGCGAAACAGCAGAAUGUGCUGAAGAGGAAGAUGGAGGAAGCUGUGGCUGUUAAUAAGAGACUCAAGGAAGCCCUAGACCGCCAAAAACUGACGGCGAUAAAACGCAAUGCAAAGGGAAAUGUUAAGAGUGGCGCAGUACAACAAUAUAUUGAACAAGAGCUGGAGAUGCAUCUCAGUAUUGUGGAGGCCGAGAAAUCGCUUGAGGAACUGAUGGAGUACCGAGCGUGGAUAACUGAGCAAAUCGAGUUCAUCCGCAAUAGUACAGACUCUGAGGCCAAUAGCAAGAAGCUUGAGGAACUAGAAGAUGAUUUGGCCUUACGCAAAGCGCAGAUUUCUGAUCUGCAACAAAAAAUACUUACUGCUGACCAAGAAAACAAAGCUCGCACCCAAUGGGACAAGAUCCAAUCGAUGCUUGAGGCCAAAGUGGCUCUCAAAUGCCUCUUCGAGUUACUCGUUGAUGCGAAGAGAGAUCUCCAAAGCCAGAGUGAGAAAGGCUUCCAGGCGCGAUACGAAGAGAUCAAGGACACUUACGAUCGUCUCAAAGUGGAGUUUGAGAAUAGAGAAGCGGAGUUUGAGCGGCAGUUGGCGAGUAUCAAGGCUGAAAAUGAUGAAAAGCUCUCCGCUCUCUUCGAGUUUCAGCGCGGGGUAAUGGGCCGUGGGGACAGGACGGAAGCGUGUCGCAAUUUGCAAACGGUAUUGCAGUUCCAGCAAGAUAAGCUGGAGUUGCUGGAGCAGGAGAAUAAAAAACUUUCCGACGAGCUGGACCAGCUACGUGCAGCCAGCUGCAAAGCCAAGAAACGCAAUAAGACACUUGAAACGGUGAAGAAAGUGGAAUACGUUGAACCAACUGAUGAGGAGGACGAAGUUGAGGACGUUGAUAACGACCCGGACUGGCGUGCCUCACCACUUACCAAGCGGAUUCGGAGCCAACGCCUGACGAUGAACUUCGUUCCGCCGACAGAAUCCAACGGUAAUCCUACGGCGACUCGGCGUAGCGACACCCUCCCCUACUGCACUUGCAGAGGUAGCUGCAGCAGCAAACUCUGCGGUUGUGUGAAAACUGAUCGCGGAUGCCAUCCCAAAUGCAGAUGUUCGCAGCACCUCUGCAAGAAUCGGCGUCUGUCAUCCGAUAGCGAAGAUAAAGAAAAUAAUCCGGCGUCAAGUUCGCAAGCAGACAAUACUCCGGUGUAUUUUGACAAACGCAUUCAAGCAAUGUAUUUCGGACGACCGGUUUCUAUAUUCAUACCAGCCGUAAUUGCUAAGAGUAUUCAUAUAGAAACCGGAUUGAUAACACGGCAUACUAAACGCAAGUUUAGUUUUGAAAUGUCGCAGGAGCUGAAAGAUGCCUUGAAUGAACCCGCAGUGGAAACUAAACGUCCAACGCGUCCCAUGUCCGAACCCGUGGCUAAGAAUCCCAAUCGCACCCAGAAAUGGAUAGAUCUCCACCCUGACUCGACAUUUGUAAAAAAACCAAGAAGUUUCUUCUUCGGACAAGAGGCUGAUGGGUGA
Molecule: messenger RNA, 3597 nt
Organism: Pieris macdunnoughi
Lineage: Eukaryota; Metazoa; Arthropoda; Insecta; Lepidoptera; Pieridae
Source: the annotation of a GenBank genome assembly